ACCCCCAAAGAAGAGGAUGAAGAAGAAGCCUGUCACUGAAACGCCACUAAAAGAACGCUAAACAAACUCGACAGAACAGAUUUGGGGGGGUUUCUACUUUCAAAAACUUUCCACGAUACAAUUUGUUCCCACUUCUUUUUUUACGAGCGUAAGCAGACUGCCGAAGCCUUGACACACAGAGCCAGCCGGGUGCGUAUUUUGUUCUUCAAAACCGAAAGUAAACUGAAGCGGGCCCGUGAAGCCAUGGCUGACGGCAUGGAUGAAGACCUGCCGGAAGAGGCUUCGCCUCUGCGGCACGACCUGACUUGCCCCGUGUGCCGGGGCGUCUUCCAGGACCCCGUGCUGCUGCCGUGUACCCACAGCUUCUGUCGGGAGUGUCUGCAGAAAAGUUUGCAGGUCAGCAAUAAGUGUCCCGUGUGCAGAGAGGUGUGCGAGGAGGGGCGGGUCACCUCCAACCGCGCGCUCAGCAGCGCGUGCGAGAGCUUCCUCAGACAGUCGAACUGGUGGUCGAACCGGAAGAGCACCAGUGACGUCACCUGUAACCUGCACCUGAAGCCGCUGGCGCUGUACUGUGAGAAGGACGAGGAGCCCGUGUGUGUGGACUGUGUCACUCUGCACAACACACACACGCUGUGGUCACUGAAAGAGGGGGCACCGAUGUGUAAGAAGGAGCUGGGCUUCAAAGUCCAGAUCUUUAAAAAGAAAGUGGAGUCUUACAAGAAAAUGACACAUAAACUUGGCAACACAAUGGAGUACAUCAAGUAUCAAGCUGGGCUGGCAGAGAAUCAGAUCAAGGAGGAGUUUGAGAGGCUCCGCAUGGUGCUUGUCACAGAGGAAGCUCUGCGUCUAAAAGCCCUGGCUACUGAGGAGGAGCAGAAGAUUUCUGCAAUAAAGGAGCUGAUUGACAACACAUACAAGGACAUUGCCGCUAUGAACAAGCUCAGUGAUACACUGCAGAAAGAGAUGGGCAACGAGGAUCUGGCUUUCCUGCGGAAUUUCCAGAAGUUAAAAAGAGAAGCCCAGUGGACUCGUGAAGAACCUUGCAUCCCUCACGACUCUCUUUUGAACAUGGGCAAGCAUGUUGGUGCUUUGAGCUUCAACAUCUGGAAGAACAUGCAGGCCUAUGUCAAAUAUAAUCCGGUGGUGUUGAACCCAAACACAGCCUCACCAUGGCUGUUCUUGAAUGCUGACCUUUCUAGUGUGAAGGAAAGCUCAGAGCGACUGACCGCCCCUGACAACCCGGAGCGUUUUGAUCCCUGCGUCUUUGUGCUUGGUGCUGAAGGUUACACCUCUGGGAAACACAGAUGGGAUGUCAUUGUUGGUGACAACCCCAGGUGGAUUGUGGGAGUUUGCAAAGAGUCAGUGCCCCGUAAAAAGAAGUUCACGGUCUCUACGAGCCGUGGUGUGUGGUCCAUAGGACUGAGCAAAGGGGUGUACACCGUCUCAACACCUGAGCAUACCGAGCUGCAGGUAGAGCAGCGUCCUGAAAAAAUCCGCAUUAAGCUUAAUUUAGAUAAGGGAGAGGUGUCAUUUUGGGAUGCAGGAACUGCAACGCACCUUAUCACUUUAACACACAAGUUUGAUGAAAAGAUCUAUCCAAUUUUUGGCCCUGGCCUCCAUCCUACGCCUACGACUCUUGCUCCGGGAAAAAUAGCUGUUCACACCUCAUGAUGAGCCGAUAUACUCCAGAGGGAUGGUUGUUGACCUAAACUGUAUGGGAUUGAAAAUAAUAAUAAUCUUUUUCAACUGUAUCAGUCAAACAGGGAUUCAUUGCCCAUCAUUGUAGAAAAUAAAUUAUUAAAAUCUGCCAAUGAGAAGAGAUGAAACAAUAGCAAUUAGGGAGACUAUAGAUUAAAACAUUGAGAGGGCUUACUAAAAGAUUAUAAAAGACACAAUGCAUUUACUAAAAGCCUAACAAAAAGAUUUUUUAAAGAAAAUAUAAAAAUGUAGGGGAUACCUUUUGUUAAAGGUAAGACAUUUAGUUUAUUAAAAGCCUUGCAGCUGCAUGAUGCACAUGUUAGAGCUAUUAAAUUACUUUGUGAACACUGAUGGCGCACAGGAACUUCCCAAAAUAUUUUUUUUUUUAGAUGUGCCUUAGAUGGCGGGGAUUGGAUUGAUCAGUUUUUUGUCAUCACUUUACAAUGAAGGGACAAACCUCAAUAAAGAAAUGACUGGAAGCUUGGCUGAUGCUGGUGGCCAAUACUGAUAAAGUUUGAAGAGCUGAAUAAAAUGGCCUCUUGAUUUAUUAAUGCAGUGGAAGAAAAAAUGGGACAUCCAGCUCUUAAUAUAUGAGA
Cyclopterus lumpus (lumpfish) is the source of this 2294-nucleotide messenger RNA. RefSeq names its product tripartite motif containing 35-28 (gene trim35-28). The coding region runs from base 244 to 1671 and encodes 475 amino acids. Gene Ontology annotation, molecular function: zinc ion binding; protein binding. The transcript is spliced from 6 exons. The record is from RefSeq and is a predicted model, not a curated record. Lineage: Eukaryota; Metazoa; Chordata; Actinopteri; Perciformes; Cyclopteridae.